Molecule: messenger RNA, 2217 nt
Organism: Aspergillus niger
Lineage: Eukaryota; Fungi; Ascomycota; Eurotiomycetes; Eurotiales; Aspergillaceae
Exons: 2
Coding region: 1-2217 (738 amino acids)
Biological process (GO): DNA-templated transcription; positive regulation of transcription by RNA polymerase II
Cellular component (GO): nucleus
Molecular function (GO): zinc ion binding; sequence-specific DNA binding; DNA-binding transcription factor activity, RNA polymerase II-specific
Source: RefSeq, a predicted model, not a curated record
AUGACAUCCCCCCAUUCAUCACAGGGCUCUUCGCUAGCGCUAGAUCCGCUCAGAGCCUCUCUAGGGAAGCGCCCCUUGGCAACAAUUAAUGACGACGGGGACGAUGAGAAUCGUCGGAAAGAUCCAAAAAUCACGAGGGCUUGUGAUACCUGCAAGAGAAAGAAGAUCCGCUGUGAUGGUACACUUCCAUGCAGGAAUUGCGCGAAAAGAAAGCUUCAUUGUUUUUACAACGCCAAAUAUAAUCGGGGUCGGCCUCCUACUCCACCACCUUCCACGACGAUCACUGAGCAGCAGGCCGGAGGGCAAAUUCAUCGCUCAGAGCAGCCUUCUACUCGACAGCAUUCAGGGCCACCUGCGCAUCAUGCCCCCGAAACCCAAGUUCAAUCUCGCGCGUCACCAGAGGUCGAAAUUGAGGGGCAAUAUUCUGACCCUACAUCUGGAUUGAACUUCUUGCAUAGAGCAUGGAAGAAACUGUCGACACAAAACGACGAAUCAGCACUGUGCCACUUGAACAACGCGGGAAGAGACCAACUGCUCAACUCAGCCGGAGAUCCCCCAUUUCAUGUCGAUGAUACAGCUCUAGACGAUGUGAUACCAAUUGCCUCCGUGGCGAGAGAAUUGCAAGAGUUCUAUUUUGAAACGUGUGUGGUGACGUACCGUAUGUUCCAUCGACAAGUCGUAGAAGGUUGGAUGGACAUAUUCUUGAACAAUCGACAAGGACGGCGGCCGAUUACCCGUUCGCUAGGAAAUCCUAGGACUGCAAUCCUGCUUACUAUAAUGGCUAUCGCCUCUCUACGCCGUGAUAAAAUCAAUGGAGAAAGCUCACAAGAUAACGACGUGAAUGGCUUACGCAGAAGUGAUCGGUUGUUCUGCGCAGGCAUGAAAUUGACUGACAUGGAGAUGGGGUUCCCACGACUCGAAUCCGCGCAGGCGCGGAUCAUCCAAGUUCUAUAUCUUCUUCAAACGGCUCGUAUGAACAAAGCGUGGUAUACAUUUGGUAAUGCGUUUCAUGUAACUCUCUCCCUCGGCAUGCACAGGCGACGAGACCAGAGGAGAGACUUCCCUUUCACGGGGCGGCCCCAUAACUACAUCAUCUCAGAAUGCCACAAACGCACAUUUUGGGUGGCUUAUAUCGUUGACACUUAUUUGAGCGUUGUGUUCGGCCGGCCCCGACUUUUCCAAGAUGAGGAUAUCGACAAGGAGCUCCCUGACAUGGUCAAUGACGAGGACAUGAAUCCGCAAGGGCCUUCCAUUACAGAUGAUUCAGGUGAUUGCUAUAUUGAUGCCUUGAUACUUCAUGCCAAAAUUGCGCAAAUCAUCGGGAAGGUAUCACGGGAGGUAUACUCAAUUAGCGACUUGCCCAACCAAGAUCGUUUGGCAGCUGCGCAACGGUUGUGUCAAGACUUGCAUGAAUGGUGGGCCAGCCUGCCACCACACUUGGGUACAGUAAGACCAUCCACCUUAAUACCCAGUUUCCGGCGCCAAGCCAUUGCUAUGCGGCUGGCAUACUUCCAUGCUCUCAUUCAUGCCAAUCGACCUUUCCUUCUGAGUGAAGGAGCAUACGAAAACGUUGCGAAAUGCAUAACUGCCGCACAGAACAGUCUAGAGCUUCUCAAUAGAAUGGCCGAGGAUAGUACGUUAUUUCAUUCUUUCUGGUGGACCGAUUAUGUGAUCUUCUGCGCGUUGGCUGUUGUGUAUGUUUGGGAGAUCCAGCGAUUGACCCGAAGCAUAUAUGGCAAUGAUGACCAGUCUUUGAGCAAGCUAUUUGAUCUCGCAGAGAAAUGCCACGGCUAUCUGAAGCGAGCAUCAACAAGUGUAUCACAAAACCAACGAUACAGCGUUAUACUUGAUGAGCUACGAUUUGAAGCGCAGAGAUGCCGGACUGCGAGGGAAAAUCUUCAAAAUCGCCACCCAGGUAAUCUCCAUGGUGCCGAAGGCCUUGUUCCAGAUAUUAGCCUCGCAUUUCCACAGGACACGGAAAGUUGCAGCCCUCACACAGCAUUUCUGCUUCAGGAGGAAAACAUUCCCAGUGUGCUAGAGAAUCUCCAAUUUAGUGAUUGGCAGAUGCUUGACUCAUCGGUAUGUAUUGUGUGUGCCAGCCUUUUGCAGCAAGCUAAACUUACCCCAAGGCCUUCUUGCCAUUAUUCGAUACAAACUACGUCUCUCCGACAAACUUUCCUGGAAUUGAAUGACUUCAUCGUGUCUGGUGACCAGUAG